AUGGCCACUUCAACACUGGAUCCUUCCUUAACAGCCAUCGUCAAGACGUUGGACUGGGAAAAGGUCCCUGAUAAACUGCAUUGUGCAUCCUGCCACCAAUUCAACCUCAACGCUUACAAGUCCACCUGCUGUGAUGGCUACAUCUGCGAGUCUUGUUUCAACAAGGCUCUCGAUGUCAGCUGUCCUGUCUGUGACCACAAACCCUUCACGUCCGAUGUCUGCAAACCGAACAAAGCCAUGCGCAACACCAUAAAAGCCUACUUGAAGACGGUAGAGAAGACCAGGGUGGAUGAACGCGCAAAAUCAGCCACCACAGAAGAGACACCUAUUCCACACAACACAGUGGAUGAGAAUGGAAACAGAGAUGGCCAGGAAGAGGUCUCUCCUGCGACGGCAACAGCGACAGGUGACCAGCCCCAAUUGGUCGAGACUACGGAGACCGAUGGCACACCUGCUGUUGACGUUCAGCCUUCGAUCGAGGACCCGGACCCUGAUUCGGCGGACCUUGACGACGACGUUGACAUUCAGGUUGACAUCGAGGAUGACCACCGAGAGAUAUCCACCCAACGCGUGACGAAUGUGGAAGAAACACCGCGAGAUCAGCCUGUGUCUGUCUCCGAACAGGGAGCAGACUCCCAAGAUCCAUCCAACAACCCAGAAGGUAUGAGCGGGAUGGAUUUUCAAAACAUGAUGACCGGCUUCAGCAAUAUGGACUACAAUCAAAUGAUGCAAAUGAUGGCGGCGAAUGGUAUGGCUGGGUUCAAUCCGAUGAUGGGAAUGCCUAUGGGUAUGAAUCCGAUGUCGGCUGGCAUGUUUGGCGGAUUUGGCGGUCCCAAUGGAGGCAUGAAUGGCAUGAACAUGGGCAUGAAUUUUACUCCCAACCAGGGGAUGUUUUCUGGCUGGAAUAAUGGCCAACCCAACAACAAUAUGUGGCAGAAUAAUAAUGCAAAUGCAUUCUCGAAUGGCAUGGGUGGUGACUUUGGCUCCAACUAUGGUUUCAAUAUGGCCCCCAAUGGCAACUUCCAACCAUCAUAUCCCAAUGGUGAUUUUCAAAGUGGCUACUACGGCCGAGGCCCUGGUCGAGGUCGUGGACGUGGCCGCGGCGGCUAUGGUAGAGGCCGUGGUAACUUUCAUCAGUUCUCGCAAUACCAUCAACAGGGACACCCGAAUGGAUUUGAUCAGAGACAGUACGAUAGCCAAACAUCGCAGUCGCAGAAUCCGGAGAGUCGCUCCUACGAUGCAGCGGCCGCCUCCAGACCGAAGAAUGACUUGGCGGAGACCAACCAUGAAGACGACGAAUUCGCCCCCGGCGGUCAAGAAGAGGUAUUAGAAGCGCUCGGAGAUGAUUAUCAGAAAUCCUCUGCCGGCGACGAGAAGCCCUCUGUGGACAGUGCCGCGGCGCCACAAAAUGAAGGUGCAGAAGGCAAGGAGCCAGAAAAGACGGAUCAAGAUCCACCUGAGAUGCAGACCAAAGGUGUUGCGGCUCAAGAUGAAGUUGCUGGUGUUCACUCCACCGGCCCGAUCCGUGAUGUGCAAGGUGCUGACCAAGACAAACCAAUACCAGAAGCAUACAGCGAAGACCUUCAUGUACCGAUGCCACCGCCGUCGGCGCCACUGGGCCCUUCAGCUCAAUACGGUGAACACGUGAAAGACUACGGGUUCCGCUCUCGGGGACAACAUGGUAGGUUCCCAUCCCGCGGCCAAGGUGCCACGGCGAUCUCGAAUGGACACCCUGCUUCACCCGUAAGACCGGCCGUGCAAGCACCCUCGGAGCCCAAAGGCGUGGGAGUCCUAGGUGCGCCAACGGGUCCUAGAGCGAUGCGCGAGCCAGUUGUGCCCGCCAGACCAGUUUCUCAACCAGCUAGUACCGGGUUUCAAAUCAUGGGUAGGGCGUCGAGGCCAUCUCAGAGGUCAGAAUCUCGAGAAAUUGAACGGACGCACAGCCGAACGCCGACGCAUGACUACGAGGGGUCAAGAGAUCGGGAUGUUUCGAGAAGACCGUCCAGACAGGACAGACAUGACCGUGGACGAGGGGAAGUUGACAAGGCAGACGAGGCCAUUCAUCGGGAUAAAGACAAGCAAUAUCGCACGUCCACCAAACAGCAAGACUCUCGGGAUGACUAUGACAGAGAAGAUCGAGAAGGUUCACAUUCACGGUCAGCAUCGGCCGAUAGAAGACCAUCGCGUCGAAGUCGAGGCGACAAAGAGAAGCUCUUGUCUUCAUGGGCGAAACAGGAAGCCGGCCAGUCUCGGCGCUAUCGCGAAGAAGAACCCGCCAACGGAGAUGGAGACCAUCAGAUGGAAGACUAUGACGAUUCGAUCCGGUCUAAUAGGGACGGACAAGAUGGUGAAAGCAAGAGCAAACACCAUCGAAGCGGCAAGUCGUCGAGAUAUGAUGAUCGAGAUCGUGACCGUGACCGAGAGCGAGACCGACGCCGCGAAAAGGACAGAGAGAGAGACAAAGACAGAUACCGAGACAAAGAUCGCGACUCCGACCGUGUUCGAGACGAGAGAUAUCGAGACCGCGACCGCAAACGGUCCCGUCACGACCGGCACCGCGAAGACGACAAACAUCACGACUAUGACUACGACUACGAGCAUGGCCAUGGUCAUGGCCACAACCAGGACCAUGAAGCAGACGACCCCGACUCAAGGCACCGGUCACGCCGACACAAGCGCGACCACCGCCGCGCCGAAGACCAAGCAUCCGCGGCUGUCUCUAUGUCUGUGUCUAGUGCUACUUUGAACGGCCGCUCCCACAACACCCACCACCGUUCCAGUACAGCAACGGCUGGUAGUAUGGCUCCUUCGGCUGCCGCAGAAGCGGAGAAGGAUCCGCACACUCUGGAACGCGAGGCGCGCAACCGCGAGAGAAUGCUCAAGGAGCAACAGCGGCGUGAGAAGGCCGCGAAAGCCAAUGUCUCUGCUUCUGCUUCUGCUUCUGGUCCUGGUUCUGGUGGGGCGGGAGGGACUGCAAGCAGCAGGCGCAUCAUGUAUAAAUACGAAGAUGAGCUCGAGCGGGGCUUGGCCGAGGGAGAGAGAGCCGGUUCGAGAUGGAGAUAG
This is a messenger RNA of Capronia coronata CBS 617.96, 3063 nucleotides long. RefSeq lists its product as uncharacterized. The record is from RefSeq and is a predicted model, not a curated record. NCBI's taxonomy places the organism in Eukaryota, Fungi, Ascomycota, Eurotiomycetes, Chaetothyriales, Herpotrichiellaceae. The transcript is spliced from 5 exons. Bases 1 to 3063 code for a protein of 1020 amino acids.